AAGCCUACGAAGAAAUUGACAUCUCGAGUUAAAAAAAAAAGACUCCACCAACUGCUCUCUUCGUUGAUCAAAAACCUUCCUUUAUUGUCAAUGGAAGCUCUUCACAUCCUUCCCAAUUUCAAUCAUAUUUCCAGUCCAAGAAAGCCCACACAAGCACACCUUCAAACGCUUACAGCUGGGUUUCUGCUACUUUCUCUCCAAAACCCCCCUCAAGCCCUUUAAACCCUCAAAGUCUUAUAACCCAUAAGACCCAAAUACCCAAUUUCAGAAUCCCUUGAAGAAAAUCAAUGGCAGCAAUGAGUGCUACAUCAAGUUUAAGUCUUGGUUUCAAGAAUCUGAUGAAUACUUUCACGGUGGAUGUGCAAAGGGCGGAAAGCAGGCCAUUGAGUGUGCCAUUGAUUGCUCCUUUUACCAUUGCCACGUCGAGGCUUGAGCGGGUGGAUAAUGUGGCCAUAAGGAUUGAGUUGAGGAAUGGGAGCGUGGGGUGGGGUGAAGCCCCAAUUCUGCCCUUUGUUACUGCUGAGGACCAGCCUACAGCAAUGGCCAAGGCCAUGGAGGCUUGUGAUUUGCUGAAGAGAAGUCCAUCCAUGACGUUGGGUUCUGUUUUGGAAGAGAUUGGUGGGGUUUUACCUGGUCAUGAGUUUGCUUCUGUCAGGGCAGGAGUUGAGAUGGCACUGAUUGAUGCGGCUGCUAAGAGCAUUGGCAUACCCUUAUGGAGAUUAUUUGGUGGAGUUUCUGAUAGCAUAAUCACUGAUAUAACAAUUCCUAUUGUUGCUCCGGCUGAAGCUGCUGAAUUGGCCGCAAAGUACUGCAAACAAGGAUUCAAGACUUUGAAACUUAAGGUGGGAAAGAACCUGAAGUCAGACAUAGAAGUUCUUCAAACCAUUCGUGUGGCCCACCCUGACUGCUUGUUUAUCUUGGAUGCCAAUGAGGGGUACAGCCCCAAUGAAGCUACUGAAGUUCUUGAAAAAUUACAUGAAAUGGAGGUCACUCCCAUUCUUUUUGAACAGCCGGUUCACAGAGAUGACUGGGAAGGUCUUGGGCAUGUUACUUGUGUUGCAAAACAAAAAUAUGGGGUGUCUGUUGCAGCUGAUGAGAGCUGUAGGAGCCUGGUUGAUGUGAAAAAAAUAGUAAAAGGAAAUCUUGCUGAUGUUGUUAACAUAAAGCUUGCCAAAGUUGGCGUUGUUGGAGCCCUUGAAAUUAUUGAGGAGGCAAGGGCAUCAGGGCUGGAUUUGAUGAUUGGUGGUAUGGUUGAGACUCGACUCGCCAUGGGCUUUGCUGGCCACCUUGCUGCUGGUCUUGGGUGUUUCAAGUUCAUAGACCUAGAUACGCCCCUUUUGAUGUCAGAGGAUCCUCUUCUUGAGGGUUACGAAGUGUCUGGUGCUGUCUACAAGUUCACAAAUGCUGGAGGACAUGGUGGUUUCCUUCACUAGGACAAUAUUGCUUGACAUCAAUCUCAGGUUGCUUCUACACCGUAGGAAUCCUCGAGAAACCAGAUAAUCAUCAUUUUCAACCAUGCCUAUUGCCUAUGAAUAACUGGACUGGCAGGCAACUACAAGAAGGAAAAAAAUGUUAUCAGCUAUGGCAUAUGCUUGUUCUUGGAAGAUAUAGAUAUAGACGAUCAAUGAUGUAAUUACACUUUCCAGGAAUACCCGUCGCCUGGGGUAUUCAUUUUACGCGACAGUUGAAAUUUGUGCUUGAAUUUCCCUGGCAAUGGACCUGCCUUCUAAUUUUCUUGCUGCCAAAAGAGGCACCUGUUGUGUUGUUA
Molecule: messenger RNA, 1768 nt
Organism: Tripterygium wilfordii
Lineage: Eukaryota; Viridiplantae; Streptophyta; Magnoliopsida; Celastrales; Celastraceae
Product: L-Ala-D/L-amino acid epimerase
Exons: 7
Coding region: 288-1433 (381 amino acids)
Molecular function (GO): racemase and epimerase activity, acting on amino acids and derivatives
Source: RefSeq, a predicted model, not a curated record